Messenger RNA from Gekko japonicus, 1379 nucleotides. RefSeq names its product ubiquitin conjugating enzyme E2Q family member 2 (gene UBE2Q2). NCBI's taxonomy places the organism in Eukaryota, Metazoa, Chordata, Lepidosauria, Squamata, Gekkonidae. The coding region runs from base 1 to 990 and encodes 329 amino acids. The transcript has 12 exons. The record is from RefSeq and is a predicted model, not a curated record.
AUGGCCUCCCCGCGGUUGCCGUCUCCUAGCAACCGGCCACCCAUCUACCAGCAACCGGCCAUAUCCAUCUGUAUUCAUGGGCCGGACUUUUCACCAGCAGCUGAGUCCUAUCCCUCUUCGUCGCCAAUAUGGUUUGUGGAGUCAGAUGACCCCAACUUGACCUCAGUGUUAGAGCGUCUAGAGGACAUUAAGAAGAGCAAUACUCUGCUUCUCCAGCAGCUGAAGCGAUUGAUAUGCGACCUCUGCAGGCUCUACAACCUCCCUCAGCAUCCUGAUGUCGAAAUGCUCGACCAGCCGCUGCCGGCAGGCCAGGACAUCGACUUAGAUCAUUAUGACAUGAAGGAAGAAGAGCCCGUGGACGGGAAGAAGUCGGAGGAUGACGGCAUCGAGAAAGAGAAUCUGGCCAUCUUGGAAAAAAUCCGGAAGAAUCAGCGACAAGACCACCUAAACGGUGCCGUCUCGGGGUCCGUGCAGGCGUCGGAUCGACUUAUGAAAGAACUCCGGGACAUUUACCGGUCACAGAGCUACAAGACAGGGAUUUAUUCAGUGGAGUUGGUGAAUGACAGCUUGUACGAAUGGCAUGUAAAACUUCUCAAGGUGGAUCCCGACAGCCCGUUACAUAGCGACCUUCAAGUCUUAAAAGAGAAAGAAGGCGUAGAAUAUAUUUUACUCAACUUUGCUUUUAAGGAUAACUUUCCCUUUGACCCUCCGUUUGUGAGAGUGGUUUCUCCGGUGCUUACUGGCGGGUAUGUGCUCGGCGGAGGUGCAUUAUGCAUGGAGCUUCUCACUAAGCAGGGCUGGAGCAGUGCCUACUCCACGGAAUCGGUCAUCAUGCAGAUCAACGCUACACUGGUCAAAGGCAAAGCCAGGGUUCAGUUUGGAGCAAAUAAGAACCAAUAUAACCUAGCAAGAGCACAGCAGUCGUAUAAGUCUCUAGUACAGCUACACGAGAAAAAUGGCUGGUUCACACCUCCAAAAGAAGAUGGUUAAUUGGGUGGACUUUGUGUGUCCUGGACCAACGUCGGCGCGAAAAAAGACGUCCCUUCCGACACAGAUUCAAGCUACGAAUGCCCUUGUAACAGCCAUAACUGAAGAUUCUAGCUAAUAGAUAAUAGUUGGGUAAUCUGUUGACCGAUGCAUCCAGUAUAAGUUAACAGCCGUACAGUUCUGCUCCUGCUGCUGUGUACCUUGGACCGAACAGUUUGCUGUUAUCGCCCUUGUGGAUGACACCUUACUAAGGGGCCGAACUUCCCGCCUUUCUUCUUUUUCCCCAAGCAUAAGAUUCUUCAAAAACCAGGCUGUUGGCUUACUAAAACGUCAAUCAGUAGGAGACGUCCUAUCCCAUGAUUUUGUAUGCACUUUCUCCCCGCCCCCCCCCC